AUGGGUCUCACGUUCUCGAAGCUGUUCGAUCGCCUCUGGGGCAAGAAGGAGAUGCGCAUUCUGAUGGUAGGAUUGGACGCUGCCGGAAAGACCACCAUUCUCUACAAGUUGAAGCUGGGUGAAAUCGUCACAACCAUUGUAAGUCAACCGACGAGGCGAGGGUACUUCCUCUGCAGAACGCACGCUCACCUUCCCUUUUUCGCGAUUAGCCAACUAUCGGAUUCAACGUCGAGACUGUCGAGUACAAGAACAUUCAAUUCACUGUGUGGGAUGUCGGUGGACAGGACAAGAUCCGGCCUCUUUGGAGACAUUACUUCCAGAACACCCAGGGUAUCAUCUUCGUUGUCGACAGCAACGAUCGUGAUCGUGUUGUCGAGGCUCGCGAGGAGUUGCAACGCAUGCUCAACGAGGAUGAACUGAGGGAUGCUCUUCUUCUCGUCUUCGCCAACAAGCAGGAUCUGCCCAACGCCAUGAACGCCGCUGAGAUCACCGACAAGCUCGGCCUGCACAGCUUGAGACAGCGUGCUUGGGUAUGUCCUGCAAACGAACGUCGAGAUCUGCAUAACGACUUGAUGCUAAUAUAGAUCGCAGUACAUCCAAUCCACCUGCGCUACCUCUGGUGACGGUCUCUACGAAGGUCUCGAGUGGCUCAGCAACUCGCUGCGCAAGGCUGGCCACAACUAG
Lecanosticta acicola is the source of this 684-nucleotide messenger RNA. The record is from the annotation of a GenBank genome assembly. NCBI's taxonomy places the organism in Eukaryota, Fungi, Ascomycota, Dothideomycetes, Mycosphaerellales, Mycosphaerellaceae.